Molecule: messenger RNA, 4673 nt
Organism: Chroicocephalus ridibundus (black-headed gull)
Lineage: Eukaryota; Metazoa; Chordata; Aves; Charadriiformes; Laridae
Gene: ANLN
Product: anillin, actin binding protein
Exons: 24
Coding region: 81-3398 (1105 amino acids)
Biological process (GO): actomyosin contractile ring assembly; septin ring organization; mitotic cytokinesis
Cellular component (GO): actomyosin contractile ring
Source: RefSeq, a predicted model, not a curated record
AUCUGAGGAGCGGUUGGGGCGGCGGUUCGGCCGUUCUGUCUGAGGGAGCGGGCGCAGCGCGGGCAGCGGCAGCAGUAGCGAUGGACCCGUUCACUGAGAAACUCCUUGAAAGAACCCGUGCCAGGCGAGAGAACCUGCAAAAGAAAAUGGCUGAGCGGCCCAAGAUGGGAGCGAGACCCACAAUGCAGACCAAGAGGGUCAGAGAGCCUUUGUUAGAAACUGGUAACUGUAACCAGGCACCUAUUCCUGGCGAAGAAGUGAAACCUGGUACAAAGCCAUCACCAUCAAAGAGGCUCUGCCCUGACAAUAUGGAGGUUCAAGCUUCCAGUUCGGAGAACGUACAGCCAGUUCCGUCAAGUUCCACAAACCAUCAUUAUCCUAAGAUGACUUCAGAGUUGCACGUAACUGCUUCUAACAGGGCUUCACUGGUUCAGCCUCUUGAGAAAGGAAAAACAAACACAGAGUCAGAAACUCCUGCAGCCUGUUCAGUCAAAACACGUAUGCAGAAAUUGGCAGAGCAGCGACGCUGCUGGGAUAGUGAGGAUCCCUCUGAAUGUGUUCCUCUGUCUCCCCUCCAGUCAAAAGACUUGCCUGUUUCUCCACCUAAGCAGACAUCUAAUGCCCUGACAAGUGACACCCCUAUUGGGAGAAGAGGCCGUUUAGCUAACCUUGCUGCUACAAUUGGUUCCUGGGAAGAUGACCUAAGUCAUCCAUCUGCAAAGCAAAACAAUGCACAAGAACAGCCUGGCACUACUUGUUUAUCCAAAUUGUCCACUACAAGUGGAGCAUCUGCUAGAAUCAAUAGUAGCAGUGUAAAGCAGGAAGCUGCAUCCUGUUCUCAAAGGCUUGUUGAGGCUUCUAUUAAUAAACCAGCAAACUCAAAGAUAGCGGAGCCAAACAAUUUUUUAACGCAGUCCUCAAGAGUCACUGUUCCCUGUUCUAAAGAAUCUGAAGUACGACAACUGCUAACAGAGAAUCCCUGCAGCCCUCCGAAGACCGAAAAGCGUACACAAACAGCAAAAUCAACUUUGCCUCAACCAGUUCAGUCCAAAGAAGAGCCUGUCAAAGGAACACAUGUGCAACUUGAACCUAAGGGUAAACCCACAACACCAGGGGGAUCGGGAAUUAAGCCCUUCCUGGAACGUUUUGGGGAGCGCUGUCAAGAGCGUAGUACACGGAGUCCUGCUACAAAUACUCCAGGGUGCAGAACACCCAUUGUUACCCCAAAUACAAGGACAAUCCAGGAAAGGCUUCUCAAACAGAAUGAAAAUUCCUCUACUGCCAGUUUAGCACUUCAGCUUAAGCAGGAACGUGAACGAGAACUUGCAUGCCUUCGUGGCCGGUUUGAUAGGGGAAAUCUGUGGAGUGCGGAGAAAAGUGAAAGUUCAAAGAGAAAACUUCCAGAAGCUAAAAUGGAAAGACAAUCUCAGGCUAGUCCAAAACAUCUUCCUAGUUCAGAUGCCACUGCUUGUGGGUCAGUAGAAGACACAUCAGCAGGUGACAGGCCGGCAAAGUCUCCCAGUGUGGAGUCUUCGGGUGCUCCUAAAUGUGAAGAGACUGAUAAACCCAGCCCUCUGAAGAUGACUGAGGCAGAGAGCCCUGUAAAAGCAAUGUCUGUUUCAAAACUUGAGCAACUUGCUGAGAAACCAAAAGAUGAAAUAUAUGAAGUCGAAAUGAGUGUGGAUGAUGAGAUGAAUAGCUCAAAAGUGAUAAAUGAAAUUUUUGAAGUUCUUCAAGAGGAUGGUCCAGACAUAGAAAAGCUGAAGAAAGAAAUGAGCAUGAGCCUGGAAGGUGAAAGUGAUGAGGAUGAGCAGGAAGAAUCACUGAAUAUUUCAUCAAUGUCUCUGUUAACCCCUCUAGUGGAAUCUGUUGGUCCAGAGGCCUUUGUUUCUCCUUGUAAGUCAACAGGUGAAGGUAGCAGUAACAGUGAUGUAAGUCUGAAGUCUGAAAAGUUCCAAAGGACUAAAGUCCCCAGGGCAGAAUCUGGUGACAGCAUUGGCUCUAUGUCAGAAGAUCGCAACCUUCUAUAUAGCGUUGAUGCGUAUAGAUCUCAAAGAUUUAAAGAAACCGAUCGUCCUUCAAUAAAGCAAAUCAUUGUUCGCAAAGAAGAUGUUGCUUCCAAACUAGAAAUGAAAAAGAAUGGCCCAUCUGAUCAAGUCAAUAUCAAAAAGAAAAUGCAGGAGCUGAAUAAUGAGAUCAACAUGCAGCAGACAGUGAUUCAUCAAGCCAGUCAAGCUCUGAACUGCUGUUUUGAUGAGGAACACGGAAAAGGGUCACAAGAAGAAGCAGAGGCAGAGAGACUUCUUCUCCUUGCAACUGAGAAAAGAACUGCUUUAUUGGAAGAACUGAAUAAACUGAAGAGUGAGGGACCUCAUAGUAAAAGAAACAAAGCUGCUUCUACGUCCACUGAAUUUGCGCCAUCCAGGGGAUCUGUCUCCAUUUCAGAAAUGCGUCUACCUCUAAAAGCAGACUUUGUAUGUGGUACAGUUCAAAAGCCAGAAGCAGCAAAUUACUACUAUGUAAUAAUAUUGAGAUCUGGAGCAGAAAACAUGGUUGCAACUCCAUUAGCAAGUACUGCAAGCUCCCUGAAUGGAGAUGCUCUUACUUUCAGUACGACAUUUACUAUGCACGAUGUGUCAAAUGACUUUGAAAUAAAUAUAGAAGUUUACAGUUUGGUGCAGAGAAAAGAAGUUACAAGCACUGAUAAAAGGAAAAAGGCAAAUAAAUCCAAGGUUAUUACUCCAAAGAGAUUAUUAACAUCUAUUACCUCUAAAAGCACACUUCUUACUCCAGCCAUGGCCAGUCCAGGUGGCCCCAAUGCUGUACGCACCACUAAUUUUAUCCUUGUUGGAUCCCACAAGCUAUCGCUGUCUUCUGUAGGAAAUGCCAAAUUUGCACUGGACAAGGUUCCCUUUUUGUCUCCUUUGGAAGGUCAUAUAUAUCUAAAGAUAAAAUGCCAAGUGGACUCUUCUGUAGAGGAAAAAGGGUUCUUGACUAUGUUCGAAGAUGUUAGUGGAUUUGGAGCGUGGCAUAGGCGCUGGUGUGUGCUGUCUGGAAAUUGUAUAUCUUACUGGACAUACCCAGAUGAUGAAAAACGAAAGCAUCCUUUGGGCCGAAUAAACUUGGCGAACUGCACUAAUCGUCAGAUUGAACCUGCCAACAGGGAGUUCUGUGCCCGUCCCAACACUUUUGAACUAAUAACUGUCCGUCCUCAGAGGGAAGAUGACAGAGAGACUCUUGUCAGCCAAUGCAGAGACACGCUCUGUGUUACAAAGAACUGGCUGUCCGCUGAUACUAAAGAAGAACGUAACCUUUGGAUGCAAAAGCUCAACCAAGUCCUUGUUGACCUUCGCAUGUGGCAGCCUGAUGCCUGCUACAAACCUAUCGGAAAGCUUUAAACUCUGGAAGGGAAAUACGAAGAAAAUUUGUAUGCAAAAACCCGCACAAAAAAAAGAGCUUAAAUGAAAAUGUAGGAAGUCCUCUGGGUCGCUUAUGCUUUAAAUUUGAGAGUAUUUAACUUUAUGCAGUAUUUUUAUUUCAUUUUAAGAAUUUUAAAACGUUUUUACUUCCUAGCUUUUGAGUAUGGUGUAGGAAGCAAUUUGCUGUUUCUAAAUGUGCUAAAUAUUUAAGUAACUCCUUUUUUGGAAGUCUUUUUUAGAUAAGUCCAUUCUCUUUAAACAACUAAAUUAUUGCAGGAAAUCACACUUCAGGGCAGGAAGGGGGGGGGCAAGCUAGUGAAAAAACAAGCUUACUAGGUAACUCAGCUUCCUGGAAGAAACAAUAGCUCAGACUUCUUUAACAAGGAUGGUGCUGAAACACAAGAUUUAAUAUCGGAGGGUUUGUUGGGUUUUUUGUAAUAAUCAGGCACAGAAGUUACUAGUAAAUCUUAUUCUACAACAUGCAAUAUAAGGAUUUCUUGCUUGCACAGUGUCCUUGUGGUCAGAACAAAAGACAUGCACAAUAUAUGCGUACUGCUUUUGCAAUUUCUCAUACAAACUGGUAUGAAUAAGUGCAUGACAUGUAUCCUAUGUGUUUUACAAGUGUGGAAUUAUGUAUGCAGUAUAUUGCACUUUGAUAGAAAUGGCAGGUCUUGAAUAUUUUUGUUAGGACUGCUAUAUUAGAAACAAAAAGAAAAAAAAUUAGGUUUAGGAUUGUAUAUGUCAGUAUUUUCUGGUACUCAUGGUUUGUACAAGCUAGAAUUCUCCAUUUGAGAACCAGGAAUAGGUUGUUAAAGUGCUUUUUUUGUUUUUAUUUUUUUUAAGGCACUACAAAGCUGCUAUGUACCAGCUAAUACUCCACUGGCCGAAAGUAUGGGUCUUCCCUCCCCCUCAUAGACAUGUCCGUAAAUGCAGAUAGAAACAGUACUUCAGACCCAUCAUUAAAAUCGCAAAACUAUUCAGUUAAAACUUGCAAUUUUCACAGCUUUUCACUGGGCUUAGUGAAAUACUAUCUCAUUACUUCACUACUGCAAAUGCAAUAGUGGAAUAUUAAAAUUGCUAUUGCUGUUAUAUAUUCACACUUGAAACACUAAAUUCUGUUAGCUUGUACUGUUUUCAUCCUGCCACUUUUGUAUUCUUCCUUUUAAAUCUAUUUUUCUUUUUCCGAUGUCUUUAAGUAUUUCCAAACUAUGUAUUGAGAUUUAUUUUAUUCAUUUAAAAUAAAGAAUAAAACAC